UCUCAUUCAACUUUCUUUAUAUUUGUUAUCUCACUGUACAGAACUUCGAAAAGAACACUAAUUAGCUUUUCAUCAUGGCAACAACCCCUGUGUCUGUCGUCUGCGUCGGCAUGGCAGGCUCGGGGAAGACGACUUUCAUGCAGCGGAUAAACUCCUACCUUCAUUCUCAGAAGAACAUCCCCUACGUGAUGAACCUAGACCCCGCUGUUUACUCCGUCCCAUUCGAGAGCAACAUCGACAUUCGCGAUUCGAUCAACUACAAAGAAGUCAUGAAGCAAUAUAACCUCGGGCCCAACGGUGGAAUUUUGACAUCUUUGAAUCUUUUCGCAACAAAGGUUGACCAGAUCAUAUCCCUUCUCGAGAAACGCGCCGCUCCGAACCCCAGCACCCCAUCCGCAAAACCUAUCGAGCAUGUCCUUGUCGAUACACCGGGGCAGAUUGAGGUGUUCGUGUGGAGUGCAUCGGGUACAAUUUUCCUUGAAACCAUGGCAUCGUCGUUCCCGACUGUCAUCGCCUAUGUCAUUGAUACCCCCCGGACUAGCUCUACAAGUACAUUCAUGAGCAACAUGCUCUACGCCUGCAGUAUCCUGUACAAAACCAAGUUGCCGAUGAUCCUCGUAUUCAACAAAACAGACGUGCAAGAUGCGGAAUUCGCAAAGGAGUGGAUGACCGACUUUGACGCCUUCCAGCAGGCUCUACGAGAGGAAGAGGAGACAGGCGCAUUCGGAACAGAAGGCAGUGCUGGAGGAUUUGGCGCUGGGAGUGGAUACAUGGGGUCACUGCUCAACAGCAUGAGUCUGAUGCUGGAAGAGUUCUACCAGCAUCUGAGUGUCGUAGGCGUGAGCUCCAUGACGGGCGAUGGUGUUGAGGAUUUCUUUAAAGCUGUGGAAGAGAAACGCCAGGAGUUCGAGCGCGACUACAAGCCGGAGUUAGAACGCAAGAAGAAGGAGCGUGAGGAAGCGCAGGCAAACCGGCGGGAGGAAGAAUUGGGCAAGUUGAUGAAAGAUAUGAAUGUUUCUGGUUCGAGCGGGCAACGACAGCCCCUGGUCACUGAGCCGGAGACGGUCAGUGAAGCUGAGGAGGAAGAGGAAGCAAAAGCUGAAAUGGAGGAUGAUGAUGACACGGAUGAUGAAGGUGUGGAUGCCCCCCGCGCUGGAGAUGAUGAUGAACUCUCGCAGCGAUACAGGAGCGCGCUUUCGGAAUCGCAAAAGGGCCCCGACCAUGAAGAUUACAGCUUUACCAGAUAUCUGCGCGCAAAUAAUAUUAAUGGAUGAUGGUGAUGGUUUGAUUCGGAGUUUGUAUGAGGUUCGGAGAAUUAAAUGAUGUUAUGGUUCAUUGGUUGAUAUUUAUCCUGCAUUCAAUCCAGAACUACUUUUCAUAUGGAUAUCCCAAUCUACAUAGUCUACAAAAUACAGCAUAG
Aspergillus ruber CBS 135680 is the source of this 1420-nucleotide messenger RNA. Its product is annotated as putative ATP binding protein. The record is from RefSeq and is a predicted model, not a curated record. Gene Ontology annotation, molecular function: GTPase activity. Bases 75 to 1274 code for a protein of 399 amino acids. The transcript has 2 exons. Lineage: Eukaryota; Fungi; Ascomycota; Eurotiomycetes; Eurotiales; Aspergillaceae.